This is a messenger RNA of Cricetulus griseus (Chinese hamster), 2454 nucleotides long. The record is from RefSeq and is a predicted model, not a curated record. NCBI's taxonomy places the organism in Eukaryota, Metazoa, Chordata, Mammalia, Rodentia, Cricetidae.
GGUGUCAGCAUUGAAGCCAUGAGUGAGAAUAAAAUGGCGUCCUCUGAAUUUGGUUCUGGGCCUGUGGAAAAAGCUGCCAAACCAUUGCCAUUUAAGGAUCCCAACUUUGUGCACUCUGGCCACGGUGGUGCAGUAGCUGGCAAGAAGAAUAGAACCUGGAAGAACCUCAAACAGAUCCUCGCUGCUGAAAGGGCAUUGCCAUGGCAACUGAAUGAUCCUAACUACUUUAGUAUUGAUGCUCCUCCAUCUUUUAAGCCAGCUAAGAAGUAUUCGGAUGUUUCGGGCCUUCUUGCCAAUUACACAGACCCUCAGAGCAAACUGCGGUUCAGCACCAUUGAAGAGUUUUCCUACAUUCGAAGGCUGCCCUCUGACGUGGUCACAGGCUACCUGGCCCUGAGGAAGGCCACGAGCAUCGUUCCCUGAUCCUGAGAAGUGGGGAUGUAGUAGGAAUGGCCUCAAAAACAGAUUCUGCACUUGUGAUAUUUUUUCCUGGAAACAGACGUGUUCUGCUGUCAAUCUGAGAGUGGCAGCUCUGUGCCUUGGAAAGAAUGUCUGGCUUUGCCAUGAGGGUUUUUCUGGUUUUUAUUUUCCUCCAAGUGUGGCGUUCCUCUUUUAAAUCAUACUUCAGUUGUUGCCUCAAGUAAACAUUGUUUGAUAAGAAAAUACAGUAAAAUUAUGCAUUUAAAUUAACUCAAGCAAGUCCCUGAAUUUUGUUUGCAAGUUGUGAACCCUCUUGCAACAUUUUCAAAGGAUGUGCAAUGAAGACACAGAUCUGGAUUGUCCUGGAGCCUAACAGGCAUGCUGAUCCCUCCCUGGAUCCAAAUGGAUUGUCCUGGAGCCUGGGGAGCAUGCUGACUGCUCCCUGAAUCAGAAUGGAUUGUCCUGGAGCCUAGAAAGCACCCUGGCCCCUCCCUGAAUCAGAAUGGGUUGUCCUGGAGCCAAGCAAGCAUACUGUCCGUUCUCUGGACCAGAAACUUCUGUCUGUCUGUUUUCUACUGUGCUGUCAGGGAGUUUUGAAACUUUGAAUGACUACCCAUCAUGGCAUGCCUGCUGGUGAUUUGUCUCUGCUACAUGGUGAAUUGAGGCAUUGGAUUCCAGUGUCCAAAGGAUAAAUUCAGCUCUUAAAAGGAAAAGCAAUUAGCUAGAUCAACGAAACAUUUUGGAGGCUUAGCAGUUAAGAUCACUUGUUGCUUUUGUAGAGGACCCAAGUUUGAUUCCUAGCACUUACAUGGUGACUCACAACCAUCUCUAAUUCCAGUUCCAGGGCAUCCAAUACCCUCUUCAGACCUCUAAGGACACCAGGUGUACACAUACAUACACACAGGCAAACUCUCAUACAUACAAAGAUAAUAUAAAUAUUUUUUUAAUUGUAUUUUCUUCUUAAGACCACACUGAUAUCCACGCUGCUCUGAUGUGAGUUCUAACUAAUACAUGCUGCAUGUCUUCACUGUAAGAGAGGAGCCACGAGGUACCUUAGAGUGACCAGAGUAUUAGAGAUGCACCUUGCGGAGCUGGGUGUGGAAGACCGUGUCACUAUAGAUACUUUGUUUGCAAUGAAGUGCCUGGCAAGAAGGAAUCCAUGUCCAUUGCUGUGGGAAAGACAUGACAGCAGGAGCAUGAGCCAGAUGGCCACACUACAUCCAUGGUCAUGAAUCAGAGAACAGACAAGAUGCGAGGCUAGACUUUACCACCUCAGGGCCUGCCUCUAGUGACCCUCUUCCUCCAGAGGGGCUCUACCACCGUGGUACAACUCAGCAGCCUUCCAAAACUGUACCACCCACCACUGGACACCAAGUGCUCAAACAUAUUUCACAUUCAAAUCACUGCACCAUGUCCUCCGAGUUAGAGCAUGUGUCCACCCAGACUUCAAGUGUGUUUUGUGACUGAUGAUGACACCUAGCAGAGGGCCAAACUAUUUCCCACCAGAUGACACUUUUCUGAACCCAUGCCUCUUAGGAAGAGGCAUUCCAUCAUCAAAUAGCACAGGUGCCUAUGGAGAGGUCACAAAUGAUGUCUUCCUCAUGAAACAAUGUUAUUUCCAACAAUGUUCUCAUCUGAGAGAAUUGAGAGCCUUAUUUGGAUCCUGGUUCAAACAAAAAAGCUUAAAAUGUUUCCAAGACAAUUAUAAACUUGAUAGAUUUUGAUGUAUGAAGAUAUGGAGGAAUAUGUAUGAAUACUUUUAAAUCAGAAUACUGGUAUCAUAAUGUUAAAGGAAAGCGUUCAUAUUUUAGAGACAAAGGCUAAAACAUUAAUGGACAGAGCAAUAUGAUAUCUGGGAUUUGUUUCAGGAUGAUGUGGAAGAGAGGAAAUGGACAGAAGUAGUGUUGAAACAAGAUUGGCUGCAAGUCAACUAUUGUAUACUAAGUACACGGAAGUUCGCUACACCGUUCUACUCUGUAUUAUUUGAAUUUCUCCACAAUAAACUUAACAAGGAUGUGGCAUUUUUAUUACUAA